GGUGCACCUUCUCCACCAACGUUACCCCCAAGAUGUGACGGAACCAAAUCUGUGCAGUGGUUAGCUAUGGUAUGUGAGUAUUUCCAGUUUUAUGACGUCCCUUUAGUUGAUCGUUUGAACCGUGUGGCAUCAAUGUUAGAGGGCUCUGCAUUGGCUUGGUUUAAUUGGCGUAUGCGUGGUGGCUUAAUUGAUGGUUGGACGGAUUUUGUUGAAAAGUUCAAGAUUCGAUUUGCUCCGCUACAUGAUUUGGAUUAUAUUUGUUUUGAGAAGACACCAAAGAAUGUUAUAGACAAAUUUGUUCACAGGGUGGAAGACACCACCACACUACCUACCCCGACUAUAGAGGAUGCACUUGGAGCAACGAAACUCCGCACUGGACCACGUGGUGAAGAUGAGGUGAGCAGUGUAUUUGAAGCCAUGAAUGAAGAUAACGGGAAGCCCAAAACUGUGGAAGUAAUUGAUGAUGAUCGUAAGCAUGCAGAUGUUGCUAAGUACUACAAGCCAGAUCCUACUUUUCAGGAAUUUUCUACCUCAGCUGGUGUGGUCAUUGCAGAAUAUGAUAUUCCAAAAAGUGUUGACAAAGUGACAGAUGCAGAUGGUAAACAAGCACACUCACCUAUGCUGAUUGACACCAUCAAGUUGUUUGAGCUUGUCGAUGUGGUGAAGACGGAGCACCUGAUUCCACCGAGAGCAACUACAUAUGUUCUGCGCCCCGUCUCAUCUUUCCAUCACUUUGCUCCAAGAUCCACGAUGGCUGCGAGUGAGAGCACUCCUGCCAUCCCAUUGAUGAUGCCAGGCAUGGGGACGACCUUUGCCCCGAUCACCACGGUAGGAUCAGUUGGCAUGAUCCCAAUCAUGUCAACCCCUACUCCUGCUCCAACGACAACAAUGUUCCCAGGCUCGAUAACAACGCCUGGGGGAGCAUUCGCACCAUACCCGUCAGCUUGGGCACAAUUUGCUGCUGACCCGGCAAAUGCUCAGGCUCUACAGGGCUAUCAACAGGUGAUGGCCAUGAUGCAACAAGCAGGGGGCUUCAUGCCAUUUGCCUAUACUGGCAUGACGCCACCAAUUAUGCCACCCCCGGUGUCGACCCCAUCAACAUUUGUUCCAAGGAUGGUCCAUGUUCGCCCGGUGAAUUUGACAGGGAUCAUGAACGAAGCAGCACCUUCAAAUGUCCACGAGGUGGACGAGGCGGAGCAAGAGGUGGCCCGCAGAAGGAAAGGUAAGGCUAUAGCCAAACCAAGCAAGACCCGAGAUUCGACGUUUAAACGCUUAGGGGACAAAGAGGAUGGACCCCGCAAGUCUGCCAAGCUACGUCUUGGUCCUGAGAUGGGACGGACUAGCGCAAUGGAAAGACUUGGCGGGAGUCGUCCCGCUCAAUCUCGUCGUUCUAGGGAAUCUAAGACGAUUCACCUAGACGAGGAGGAAGCUGAAAGCAAGCCCAGAUCAUCGGCAUAUACCAGGAUCUCAUAUGAUGAGGAUGACCUGGACAAGAUAGGGAACGUAGCAAGAAAGCUACGUGCCCUGGAGGAAAAGGUGGAAGAGAAGGCAGGAGCGAAGAAGUACACCCUGGCCAAAUCUCCCUUUUUAGCCAGGGUACAUGCACAAAAACUGAGGCGGAAGAUCAAGCUGGACGUGGAGAAGUUCACGGGAAAGGAGGAUCCAAAUGUCCACCUUGACACCUUCCACAAUGCAGCACAGAUGGCCGGGUGCACUGAUGCUGAGGAAUGCUUGCUCUUCUUCUCAUCCUUGAGAGGGAGACCAGUGGAAUGGUUUAACGGCCUUCCCCAUGGAAAGAUUGGAUCCUUUGAGAAACUUGCCGAAGUUUUCCGCAAGAAGUACCAGGACAACUGCAUCAAGAGUAAGAAGUUCACCUACCUUAACACGGUAGGGCAGAGGGAGAAGGAGUCCUUGACUCAAUUCUUGACCCGCUGGAGGGACGAGGUCGAUAAAGUAGAAGAGAUGGACGAUAAGACGAUCAUGUCUUUGCUAAUGAAUGACUUCCGGUCGGGUGACCUCUACACCAAAUUUUGUAGAAGGCCACCCUCAUCUUAUCAGGAAGCCUACAAUACAGCAUGGGAGUAUGCCGAGGCGGAGGUCUUGAACAAGAGCAAGCGGGAGCUGGAGGAAGGCUAUACAAAGGUGAAAUCUGACAAGCCGAAGAAGGAGGACCAGAUGGGAGGGUCCAAGCCAAAGUCCACCUAUGACGGAUCUGUCCAUCAAAUAAGGGAUGAUAAGAAGGGAGAGCAACCCAAGAGGCCAUGGGCGGAGAAGUGGUGUACCUACCAUCAAUCUGACUCCCACAACACGGCGGACUGCCGAAAUGUGGACAAGUGUGUGGCCAGAUUAGAAGAGCUGCAAUGCACUGUGACCGGAGGAAAGGGGAUUAUAUCUGGGGCGGGUCUUAGCCCUAAAAGCACCAGAGCCUAUUUAAGGGCCACCAGCCUCAGAUGCAAACAAGAUUCUAUCUGGAUCAAGAAUGGUUCUUCUAACAGAUCUCCUCGUGGCAAAUUGCCAGCGAAUGCAGCAGGAGAGUGGAAGAGGAUGUCAUUGCCAGCAAUGCUGCUAGGAGAGACAGUGACUGAAAUCCUACAAGCAAGUCAGUUUGCAAAAGAGGUAGUGGAAGCAGUGGCUGCGGUCUCUGAUGACCCCAAAACCCCUCCGGUCACAAUCCGGCGAACCAAUAAGAAUCCUGGUCUGGAAAACUUUGAGCUGCGAGCUCGAAGAAAAAGGGAGAAGGAAGAGGUUAAAGCUGUCCCCCGUCCUUCUCUGAGGCGUGCCCGUUUGCGCAUAAACUUCAAGGUCUCUCCUCCUCCACAAAAGACUGAAGAAGAGUGUGAAAUUGAAGAAAACUGCAAUGGCAAAUACAUUGCCUCUCCUAGGAGGAAUAAUAAUAAUAGGCCAUGGGCUACAACAAGAAAGACUGUUCUUUUCCCCAACCCUUUGUUCCAUAGAUCAUCAUCACCCCCUGCAGCAGCUUCACAGCAGCAGAAAACCAGCAGAACAAAGUCACCUGUUUUUUCAAGAACUAUUCAGCAAAAAACCCCACACAGGUUCUUGAUCAAGUCCCCGAAUCCGCCUUCUAGGAGGUUUCAGGUGAAGAUCAGGAGGAGCCCUCCAUUGUCUAUUUCCCCUCCUCCUCCUACAAGAGCUGUGGCUAAAGACAACAAGUCUCCGAAGAUUUCUACGGCUGGAAGGCUGAAAAGGUCACUUUCCCCUUCAAGGUUUGCAAACCGACUGCUAUUAGCAUCUUCUUCUUCGCCAUCAAAGAUUAGAAGAUCAUUUUCGCCAUCACGGCUGGCAAACAAGCUUGUUUCUCCAUUGAAGAGUAGGAGGAAGUCUGUGCAGAUAAACAGUGCUGAUGCUAUGAAGAUGAUGAUGAGCGGAUUGAAACAACAACCAUCAUCAACAAGUUCAUUGCCAUUGCAAUUCCCAGCUCGGAGAUUGUGAUUGUGAUUUGGUUCUUUUUGUUCCUUGCAUAUCGUUUUUCUUUUCCGUGUCUAUAUAGAAUUUUAGUUUCAUUGGUGGGUAUGAAUUUGUGUUCCAUUGUCUAUUAUGGCACACACCUUCUCUCAGAUUAAUUGUGGGCACUUAACUUCCUCAUUCAAGGACAAUAAAACAUAUUAAUUCUU
Cuscuta campestris is the source of this 3632-nucleotide messenger RNA. The record is from the annotation of a GenBank genome assembly. Lineage: Eukaryota; Viridiplantae; Streptophyta; Magnoliopsida; Solanales; Convolvulaceae.